Messenger RNA from Nilaparvata lugens (brown planthopper), 758 nucleotides. It is a transcript of the gene EMC6, whose product is annotated as ER membrane protein complex subunit 6. Gene Ontology annotation, cellular component: endoplasmic reticulum; membrane; EMC complex. Lineage: Eukaryota; Metazoa; Arthropoda; Insecta; Hemiptera; Delphacidae. The record is from RefSeq and is a predicted model, not a curated record. The transcript is spliced from 4 exons. Gene Ontology annotation, biological process: autophagosome assembly; protein folding in endoplasmic reticulum. The coding region runs from base 263 to 616 and encodes 117 amino acids.
UUUAGGUUAGGAUAUAGCUUUGAUCCUUAGAACUUUUCUAUAACUAGGUCUAAGCUUUGAUCACCUGUUUAAAAAAUCAGCUGAUUUAUUCGAUAUCAGUGUCAUCCUGUUCCUGUCUGCUCUGCGAUAUCACUGUGGCUAUAUUCUUGUUUUCAUUUUUUGUUAAUCACUAUUAUCAAUCUAUCUGUGUGACUAUCUUUUAAUAAAUAUUAUUGCUAGCGUUAAUCAGUAUUACAUUGGCAAAUUUUAAUAAUUUCCUAUUAUGGCUGUCGGAAGAGUAAAAACAAAAUUAGAAAAAACUGGAGAGAUUGUGGCCUACAGUGAAAGUGCCGUAAGAAACAAUGCUGCAGUCGUGGAAUACUGUCGAACAUCCAUGGCAGCAUUGUCAGGUGGAACUGCUGGAUUGCUGGGACUCACAGGCUUUUACGGAUUCGGAUUCUAUGUUUUUGCUGUUAUCGGACUUUGGGGUCUUCUCCUAAUGAAAGCUGGACACCAAUGGAAGAAGUAUUUCAUUAGUCGGAGAAUGCUUCUGACGAACGGGUUUUUUGGUGGUCUAUUUAUUCCUCUACGGGAUGGUACAUGUGUAUUGAGUUGUACACAAAUUGAAUCUUCAUGAAAAUCAUCUACACACUAUCACCCAUAUUCACCUAUCUACAGUGCAAUUAAUUUAAGAAUGUAUUUUAUAAACUCUGUAUUAAGUUGUAAAUGUAAGAUCAGAAAGAAUAUAUGUUACGAUAAUUGAAUCCAAUUCUAAUGCA